This is a messenger RNA of Symbiodinium natans, 468 nucleotides long. Lineage: Eukaryota; Dinophyceae; Suessiales; Symbiodiniaceae. The record is from the annotation of a GenBank genome assembly.
AUGUCUGCGGCUGCAGAAGAGCAGCCCACGAAGGCAUCUCGAACUCCAGAGGAAUGGAGGUCCAUUACCAUCCGGCAGCUGCAGGGCGUGCGGAAGGACAUCAUCAAGCACUGCCCUUCGCACAUCGCGGUAGAAGGCUUAAGCCCAGGGCGCCACCACAAUCGAGCUCGGGUCAGCCAAGCGGCCACCGGUGCAUUUGGCUCCUUGAUGUCGGGAACCGACGACUCUUUGGUCCACGUCAAGGUGGAGAAAGGCUGCUUCGAGAAGAGCCAUCCAGUUCACAUCUCUGGCAAGGAUUGCGGCACGGUCACGUCGAUCACAUGGUGCGCAGACAAUUGGACCUCCACUCGUAACUGGACGGCGCCUUUAACGCCCGAGGACGUUACCCUGUACGACUUCAACUACUACAGACUCUUGGUAGCCCUGGGUACCCUUUACACCUUUUUUUGGUUCUGGGUUCCGUUAUAA